AUGUCAGUCUUCACCUAUGUACAGUCAUUGCCAUGCUUACUGGUGGAUUUGAUGUCCAAAGGAACACAUUGUUGUGACGGCACAGUGUUUCUGGAGAGAUACAAAUUCAGAUCCCCUAAAUUCAAGUGGUUUCUGCAAGGUUUCUGGAAACCUUCAGCAUCCACUGGUAUCAAUAAGCUGAAUAAUGAGGAGAAUUAUGUUGAACCGAGCAUAGCUCAGGGUGGGAUGCAAGCAGCUGCUAAGGGAAAGUGGUGGGUGCAAAAGAAAGGGUAUCUGGAGCAAGUUUGUCGUCAUUGGCAAUAUGCAUUGCUCAGUUGCCAAUCUUCAGCAACCUCAAGUCAUCCUGUGGACUGCAGAAACUUGAGCUGUUCAGCGGCUACGCAAGAGAAAUGCGAAGCAUGGUUAAAGAGACGAUAUGCCUACCCCCUCAAGGAUGCUGAACCUUUGAUGGGAAAUUGCUCUUUUAUGGAUGGAACUGCCUCUCCAGUACCUGGAUUCACUUCUACGCAUGAAGUCAAAUGCAAGUCCGUCAUUUUGAAUUGCAUCGGACCCUUAUUGCCCCUGUUGAACUCGUGGGUCACCGUUGACAUUCAAGAAGUGUUCUAUGAUGCACUAUGCACAGAACAAGCUUGUCAGGCAGGGCUGAUGGCAUGUUCUCUUACUGUAAACCUGUAUCAACGCAACAUUGAGUUAGAGAUGCUCAUCUUGCAGGCCAAGAUGCACCAUGCCAAAGCUGAGAUAGAGCUCUAUAUAGUGGCCAUUCAAAAUGCCCAUGAAUUGGACUUCUCUGACAUCACUAGUGUCUCGUCUUCCGCCAGUGAAUUUAUUCCACCCCCUCGACCAGACAAAUUGUGUUUUUAUGAUGAGGACUGUGAUGAUGUGAUGGACAACUUUGAUGACUUUCAACUUUGA
Molecule: messenger RNA, 912 nt
Organism: Suillus subalutaceus
Lineage: Eukaryota; Fungi; Basidiomycota; Agaricomycetes; Boletales; Suillaceae
Exons: 5
Coding region: 1-912 (303 amino acids)
Source: RefSeq, a predicted model, not a curated record